CUGAAAAGCUGUGGCUGCUACGUAGCUUGUGUGCCCUCGCCCUCUUCGUCGACAAACAAAGGGUCUCGUUUAGUUCAGCCUCUCUGAUGCUACCCUUCGUCCUGUCACAAGACAUCGAUCCUCCGUCCCAACGUCCAACAGCUUGUCUGCGUCCUGCCCGCCUGCCCUGCUGCCCGCCUGCCCUGCAGCCAACUUGAGACAUUCGUCCUGAACGGGCUCACGAGCUCUCUCAUUUGGUCGCCCGGUGAGACGCCACUCGACGAGCCUUCCCGCUGGUAACCAUUGCGCUAGGUCAGUCUCCUUCCUUCGGCCUUGUCUUGUCGUGGUCGCAACCUACCAGUCGUCUGCAACGCGUCGCAUUGAUAACCAGUUGCCUGGGCAUGGAUUGUUAUCUUGCAUUUUCCCAUUUCGCUGCCACGCCAUGACCACCAGCCCAACAUCAUAUUCCUUGAUUGUCCCAGUUCGACUGAUCGACUUCCUGUCGGAACUCAGCACUCGAUUGUUUUGAAUUAUUUUGUUUUCAUCCUGUCUGUUGAGAGACAGUCUCAAUCACUCACCGUCCUGGCUGACCAACUCGCGCGAUAGAGCUCACAAGUACAAGCACUACCACUACCCCGCCCUCGGGUUGCCAGGCAGCUUGUCAACAAUAAAGGGUGGCAAAAACUCCACAUCUCAGUUGAGGACUGCAAAAUUGCCUUCUGCUCUCACGAUAGUCAGUCAGCAUGGCCGACAACAAGGAGACGGCGGCCGAUGUGCCUGCCAGCCACUCUCCCGCCACCCCGACUGAGAAGGACACCGCCAUCAACACCCCCCCAGAGACACAUGCCCAUCACGGCGACGGCCCCGUCACUCGCCCCGCCGGCUGGAUGUACAAGGGCUUCAAGCUUGGCAAAAAGGAGAUCUGGUAUGCCUCCCCCAAGAUGCAGCUGUUCAUGGUCUCCAUGGUCUGCUUCCUGUGCCCGGGCAUGUACAACUCCCUCACCGGCCUCGGUGGCGGUGGCCAGCAGGACCCCCUCGUCCAGGACCACGCCAACACCGCCCUGUACUCGACCUUUGCCGUCGUGGGCUUCUUCUCCGGCACCUUUGCCAACCGCCUCGGCAUCAAGCUGACCCUCGCCUUCGGCGGCCUGGGCUACUGCGUCUACGCUGCCAGCUUCCUCUGCUACACCCACACCCGCAACGACGGCUUCGUCAUCUUCGCCGGCGCCCUGCUUGGUGUCUGUGCCGGUCUCCUGUGGACUGGCCAGGGCGCAAUCAUGAUGGCGUACCCCCCCGAGUCGUCAAAGGGUCGCUACAUCUCGUGGUUCUGGAUCAUCUUCAACCUCGGUGCUGUCAUAGGAUCCCUCAUCCCUCUUGGCCAGAAUGUCAACAACUCAGGCGGCACAGUCACCGACGGCACCUAUGCUGCCUUUAUUGUGCUGAUGUUUGUGGGCGCCAUCCUGGCCUUGUUCCUGUGCAACGCCGACAAGGUCCAGCGUGAGGACGGCUCCCACGUCAUUCUCAUGAAGAACCCCAGCUGGUCUUCGGAGCUCAAGGGCCUCUGGGAGACCCUCUACCUCGACCCCUGGAUCAUCCUGCUCUUUCCCAUGUUCUUCGCCAGCAACGUCUUCUAUACCUACCAGACCAACGACAUGAACGGGGCGCACUUCAACACCCGCACCAGGUCUCUCAACAAUCUGCUCUACUGGCUCGCGCAGAUCUUUGGCGCCGUCGUCAUGGGGUACGCCCUGGACUUCCACAAGGUCCGCCGCAGCCUCCGCGCCAAGGCGAGCUUCAUCAACUUGUUCGUGCUCACUUUCGUCAUCUGGGGAGGUGGAUACGCCUGGCAGGAAAAGCAGGUCACCCGUGAGGUCAUCGAGGCAGUCGACGCGAACGGUGAUCCGACGUAUCAGGGCCGGGUAGACUGGACCGACGGUGGCGAGAAGUACAUCGGACCCAUGUUCCUGUACAUCUUCUACGGCUUCUUCGACGCCGUCUGGCAGACAAGCAUCUACUGGUACAUGGGCGCCCUGUCCAACUCAUCGCGCAAGGCCGCCAACCUCGCAGGCUUCUACAAGGGCAUCCAGUCUGCUGGCGCGGCCAUCUUCUGGCGGCUCGACGGCCUCAAGAAGCCCUACGACACGCUCUUCGGCGCGACGUGGGGCCUCCUGGGCGCCGCGCUCGUGUUCGCCGCGCCCAUCAUCUGGACGCGCAUCAAGGACACGGUGCCGCUCGAGGAGGAUCUCAAGUUCUCCGAUGAGACGGUCGCGGACGUUGCGCCGACGGAUGCGCUCGGCAAGAACGAGAAGACGGUCGAUGUUUAGCCUUGGCCCUGGGUUUGAUAUCGCGCAUGGGGCGGGAGUCAGGCUGUCGAUCCCCAUAGGUGAGCCUUUUCCAGGGAAUGGGAGCUGCUUGCACGUGUGUGCGCGCGUGCGGCAUGGUGGCCUUCCACGCCGGCGAGCGUGAGGGCAGUCAAUGAUACCACAGCAUGAGUUCUCGACUGUAGAUGAUUAAUGAGACCGACUACUCUUCUGAAAGUCGUCAGUCAAAUAUGGAAUAUGUGAAUGUGAAGCUAGUCCGUGAUACAGAAAUAAGUCUUGCGCCGUGGCGCUAGUGCGGCACAUAGUAUCCUGUUCAAAUGCUAGGAAUCAGGCAUUCUCAGUGCGGUUCGGCACUCGCGGCGAUUCCGAGGCACGAAGGCGCGAGGCGCAAAAUCGAGGUCCAAGGAACGGCAAAUCUGUCUCGCAAUCAUCAGCAAUUGAUACAUUUUAC
Diaporthe batatas is the source of this 2751-nucleotide messenger RNA. RefSeq lists its product as uncharacterized. Gene Ontology annotation, molecular function: transmembrane transporter activity. The record is from RefSeq and is a predicted model, not a curated record. The coding region runs from base 723 to 2303 and encodes 526 amino acids. Lineage: Eukaryota; Fungi; Ascomycota; Sordariomycetes; Diaporthales; Diaporthaceae. The transcript has 2 exons. Gene Ontology annotation, biological process: transmembrane transport.